AUGGCCCCUAUGUCGUACUAUCCAUAUUUGUAUGUCACUGCUACUCAAUAUCAACAACCGCCAUGUCAGUAUCAACCGCAGAAAAGUAAUAAACAACCAACACCUGCUCAGAAAAAUCAGAAUCAACAAUACAACCAUGCAACAAAGGACAAGGUCAAGGAGAUUCUGUCAUUCUCCGAGGAAAACCCCAAUGUGAAAACAAAUCCUCUGCCAAAUCAUGACAGUUCAGCAGUCAACGUCGUGAUCAAAGAGGAAACAGAAGAAUUUGUACUAAGGGCCGACGAUGUAAAGACUCCGCUGUCAUUGGUGUUGAAGAGGCUUGAACAGUUUGGGUUUCUAGCAGGUAUAAAUGAUGAUUGCGCAGUAUGUGAAGGUGAUCCAGACAAUUGCGACGAGUUAAGGGGUUGUGUGCAGGAGCUGAUGGAUAAAGGGUUGAUACAGUUCUCGAGGUCCAAGGCAGUAGAGAAAGUUGCAGUAAUCGAACCAAUAACUAUUGUGUAUAGGAAAAAGAAGGUCGAAGAUCCUCCCAAGAGGAUUCAGCCAAUUCAUUUAUGUAUUUCUAGUCUGUUUCCAUAUCAGAAUAUCAAGGCAGUGCCUUGGAAUUAUGAGACAACUGCAUAUCUGGGUGGAAAAGAAAUUCGUAUUCCUGACACUAAAAUCGUCAACAUAGAUGGAACGGGAGGCAUGACCCGCAGUGGCCGUGUAUUCGCUCCAAAAUACACUCCUAGGGUGUCUCCAUCACCCACAGUUAUCCCGCCCAAAGAGAAUGUCAUUCCUACUCCUACUCCGCAGGCAGGGGCAACUAUACCUGUCACUCCAAACAUGACGAUUGUUCUAGUGCCGAUGAAUAUUAUUGCCAACAAAGCGGUAGAAUCUAAAGUGUCUAAAGGUAAAGGGCCGAUGGUUGAGAAUGAGCAAGUUGAAGAUCACAAGAAGAGCAUCACUUUUGAGGAAAGUCAGGAAUUCCUCAAAUUGAUCAAGAAGAGUGACUUCAAGAUCGUCGACCAGUUGAACCAGACUCCUCCCAAAAUCUCCAUUUUGUCUCUGCUGUUGAGUUCUGAGGCUCAGCAUAAAGCAUUGGUGAAAGUUCUGAAUACCGCUCAUAUGCUGCAAGAUAUCACGGUCAAUCAAUUUGACAAUGUGGUUGCGAAUAUCACUGCCAGUAGGUAUUUACGAUUUAAUGAAACAAAACUACCUCCUGAGGGAAACGCCCAUAAUAAAGCACUACACAUUUCAGUCAUGUGCACAAACUCUCUUCUAUCUCGAGUCCUAGUUGACACUAGUUCUUCGCUUAAUGUACUGCCGAAAGCUACAUUAAGCCAAUUACAAUUUAAAAGGCCCGAGAUGAGGACCAAUGCAUUCAUUGUCCGAGCUUUUGACGGUUCCCAAAGACAGGUUAUUUGGGAAGUGGAUCUUCCCAUCUGUCUUAGACCUCACCAAUUCAACAUUACCUUCCAAGUCAUGGACAUCAACCUAGCUUACAGUUGUCUGUUAGAUAGGCCGUGGAUUCAUGCUGCUGGGGCAGUCACCUCUAUGCUGCACCAAAGGUUGAAGUUCUUGAUUGAUGAUAAAUUGGUAAUUGUGUAUGGUGAAGAAGACCUGUUGAUUAGAGAACUCUCGUCAUUCAGAUAUGUUGAGACAGAUGAAGGGAUUGUUGAGAUUCCACUCCACUGUUUAGAAUUUGAAGAAGUCAAUUCUGCUACCGCCAACCAUGACCAAUCAUCCGCUACCAUUCUAUCUUCAGUCAGAAGCGCCAAAUAG
Messenger RNA from Lathyrus oleraceus (garden pea), 1761 nucleotides. RefSeq lists its product as uncharacterized. The coding region runs from base 1 to 1761 and encodes 586 amino acids. The record is from RefSeq and is a predicted model, not a curated record. The transcript is spliced from 2 exons. Lineage: Eukaryota; Viridiplantae; Streptophyta; Magnoliopsida; Fabales; Fabaceae.